This is a messenger RNA of Mauremys reevesii (Reeves's turtle), 960 nucleotides long. Its product is annotated as multiple epidermal growth factor-like domains protein 8. The record is from RefSeq and is a predicted model, not a curated record. The coding region runs from base 1 to 948 and encodes 315 amino acids. The transcript has 6 exons. Lineage: Eukaryota; Metazoa; Chordata; Testudines; Geoemydidae. Gene Ontology annotation, molecular function: protein binding.
AUGUGUGGUGGGGUGGGGCCGGAGCGGGUCUGUGGGGAGCCGGAGCGAGUGUCGGGGGUGGGGUCCGGAGUGGGGGCGGAGCGGGUGUCGGGGGGGUUGGAGGUGGGGCCUGGAGCAGCCCGGCGAUGGACGGCGCCCGCCCCGCCCGCGGCCCGGCCUGCUGCUGCCGCUGGCCUGGCGCUGGCGCUGAGCGGGGCCCGCUGGGCCGGCGCCGGCGACUGCAAGGGGCAGCGCCAGGUGCUGCGGGGCACCGAGGGCUUCGUCAGCGACGGGCCGGGCAACUACUCUGUGAACGGGAACUGCGAGUGGCUGAUCGAAGCCCCCAGCAGCCGGCACCGGGUGCUCCUGACCUUCCUGUUCAUGGACACCGAGUGCACCUACGACUACCUCUUCGUCUACGACGGCGACUCCCCGCGCUGCCCCCUGCUGGCCAGCCUGAGCGGCAGCACCCUGCCCCCCCCCCUGGAGGCCGCCUCCGGCAAGAUGCUGCUGCACCUGUUCAGCGACGCCAACUACAACCUGCUGGGCUUCAACGCCAGCUACCGGGUCUCGCUCUGCCCCCGCGGCUGCUCCGGCCACGGCGCCUGCCAGCCCCACGGCCAGUGCCAGUGUCGGCCUGGCUGGGGGGGGCCGGACUGCGCCGUGCCCCCCUGCGCCAGCUACUGCCUGGGCCACGGGGCCUGCGACCAGGAGUCUGACCGGUGCCGGUGCCAGCCAGGCUUUGUGGGCGAGGCCUGUGACCUGGCGCUGGGCGAGAACCAGGGUGCCGGGCGCUGGUACAACCUGAGCUCGGGGGACCCCCACUUCCGGCCCCGCACGGCUGCCGCCGGCGCCGUCCUGCCCCCCACCGGGGCGCUCUACAUCUUCGGGGGGCUGGACCUGAACACGGCGCUGGGCGACCUCGUCAUCUACAACUUCACCUCCAACCUGUGGAGCGCCGGGUGCUGAGCCCCUCCCGGU